AUGGAAGGAAUAAGUACUCUAGAAAAUUGUUUUGAUACGAAUUGGAUAAGUAGUUCGAAUGAAGCGGUUAAAAUUAGGUUUGUUCAGCCAUUAUCAGAAUCAGAUAAUGAGCAUGACGAAACCAAAGUGUUAGAAUUUUCACCUGAAUUUACUUACCCAAUAUUUGGUGACAAGGAACAAAUUUUUGGAUAUAAAAAUUUGUCAAUUAAGUUAUAUUACGCGUCUAGUAGCCUGACAACGUAUUUUGAUGUAACAUAUGACAAAAAGUCUCCAUUAGCUGAUAAUGUAGUAGAAAGGAUCAAAGAAUUCAUACCUUAUGAUCCAAGUGACAGAUUUCAAGAAAUUCGUGAUAAAAAUGAUAUACGAUUUUUGAGAGAAGAUAAGGCUCUUGAAGGUCUCAAGGCUCCUGUAGACAAGAAUGUAUUUAAUGAAUUGCAAAAAAAAUACAAAUUAAAUAAGAGACAAAUGGCAAGAUGUGUAGAAAUUGAAUUAUUACGGAAUCUAAACAAGACAGAUCCCGUUGCUUACAAGGCAUAUCGGUUACAAGUCAAACAACGGUUGUAUCUGUGGAAUGAGGAUAUAUUGAGACAACUUGACAGAGCAGAACGUAUACUAAAAUUAGAAGAAACUUUCAAAGGUCUUGAGGAAGAUUAUCACUCAAUCAUACUACAAUU
Dentiscutata erythropus is the source of this 674-nucleotide messenger RNA. The record is from the annotation of a GenBank genome assembly. Lineage: Eukaryota; Fungi; Glomeromycota; Glomeromycetes; Diversisporales; Gigasporaceae.